This is a messenger RNA of Nematostella vectensis (starlet sea anemone), 3358 nucleotides long. RefSeq names its product organic cation transporter protein. Gene Ontology annotation, biological process: transmembrane transport. Gene Ontology annotation, cellular component: membrane. The coding region runs from base 842 to 2455 and encodes 537 amino acids. The record is from RefSeq and is a predicted model, not a curated record. Lineage: Eukaryota; Metazoa; Cnidaria; Anthozoa; Actiniaria; Edwardsiidae. Gene Ontology annotation, molecular function: transmembrane transporter activity. The transcript is spliced from 10 exons.
CUAUUUAUGCGUUUUUUUUUUUGUCCGGAAUUCGAUAGAGUACAGCUUAAAUGAUAGAAAUCGUUUUCAGAUAUGUGCAUUUUUAUCUUUUUUUGCCUCGUGAAAAGGUAUGAAAAUCUCACCACAGGAUACCCGCCAGACCAGAUUUCUAAAAAAAGAAUUGCUCUUUAUCUAUGAAUCCGCUAAUGGUACCGGUGGGCACCGGUCUCGAUAUUAAUUACAAUCUCAUAGGCUAUAAUUAUAUCAAAUUUGGUGCUUUUGUCCGCUGUGUAUAGAUUGAGCUCUUUUUGUGCGCUAAGCGACCCGACUAAAUAAAUACCUCAUACGAGCAUUGUUCAGAACCACUCUAUUUCAACUUAUUUUGUGUAAAAUCACUUAGUGGUUAUUUGAAAUUAAUCGUGAAACCAUUAAGUUUUGCUAUGAAUUUAGUGAUUUUUCAUUUAACUGUCUAGUGCGCAUAAAACCUACGUUGUUUUGGUGCAUUCUGACAAAAAUAAAUCACAAAAACAAAAAAGGAAGCAUGCUGUUGGCAUGCUCUCCAGGCGGAGAUUGGUAGAUAAAGUUUUCCAAGUGCAAUGAAGUCUAGGGUCAAGAAUUUCAAUUAAUUCUUGUUUUUUUUAAUUCCAUUACUCGGGCUACCUGUGGAGGUUUCAGUUUUCAAUCUAUCAGUCUAUCAUCACCGAGUAAUGAAAUUCAAUAAUAAAACUGGUGAAGUACUUGUCCCGUUUGACAUGGAAUAGAAAGGCUUGUCAAAGGUCUCAUCAGACUAUAUUUCGUUCGCACUCCUCACGCGAAGGUACUUACAAUUUCUGGAACGAAAGAGUUUGUUUACUUCAAAGACAUGGAUGACAUAAAAACGAAAACGUCAAAAACCAAAGCUCAUAACCGGAUGUUUGAUGACGUAUUUGAUCACGUGAACCAGUUCAGUCGUUACCAGGCCCUGGUGUACCACGGUGUGAACGCAUUGUGUAUAUUCCCAAUGGCACUACCGUACUCGAAUGUCCUGUGGGCGAUGGGAAUCCCAGAAUACCACUGCGCAGACUCUAACACGACGUGCCUUCCCAGUGAGUGCUGUCACAACUGUACGUCGUACGCUUACGAUGGGCCCUUCUUCAGCACUGCGUCUGAGUGGAACUUGAUUUGCGAGAAAGCUCACUUUUCCGCUGCCGUUCAGAUGACAAUGUUCGUAGGAAUGCUCUUCACAGCUAUCGUCGUUGGACCUCUCUCGGAUAGAUUCGGUCGUAAGAUCUGCGUCUUCGCCUCGAUGGCAGUUCUGUUUUUAGCCUCCCUUGGAUCGUCAUUUGCCAACUCCGUUUGGCUGUUUGGCUCUCUAAGGUUUCUCGUGGGCUGUGGAGUGUUGGGGGUUUUGCUUCCUCAGUACACACACAGCCUAGAGAUACUGGGACCGAAGUUGCGGACGUAUGGAGCUAACAUGGUCGAGGUCUUUUGGAUAACGAGCGCGAUGUUAUCCUUGAUGGUGGCGUACUUUAUAAGGGAAUGGAGGACCCUGCUUUGGGUGUCUUCACUCUCGUGCCUCGGGCUUUUCCCGUUUUACAGAGUAAUUCCCAGGUCCCCUCGAUGGCUUGUCGCUAAUGGUCUACUGGAUGAAGCACUUGAGAUCCUUAUGAAAUUUGGCGGGAAGAAAGACAAGCCUGUAGACCCUGUGAAAUUGCGGGCCUUACUCGAGGAAGUGCGUGCGUGCCAGCUUGCCAAGGAGGCGAAAGAGAGGCACACGCCUGUGGAUCUAUACCGGACACCAAAGAUGCGAAAAUGGACUGCUAUUCUGAGUUACAAUUGGUUCGUCACCAAUCUUUUGACCCAAGCAUUUUACCUUUUCAUCACUUCUCUCGCUGGCAACAUGUACCUGAACACCCUCCUGAUGAUCUCUGUAGGAUAUCCAUUUAUUCCCUUAGUGUGGUUCUUGCAGUUAAGAAUUGGCCGCCGCCUAACCUACGCAAUGUUCAUUAUAUUGGCGACAUGUUUUUGUCUGAUGAUUAUUGUGACACCUACUGAUAAUGGAAUGUUGAUUACCGCUUUUGCCAUCUGCGGAUCUGCAUUUACCUAUGGGACGUAUUGCCUUAUUUACGUCAUGUUCGCGGAGCUCUUCCCCACAGUAAUCAGGAAUACAGCUCUAAGUACAGGAUCUACGGUAGCGAGGCUUGGAAACGUAUUGGCCCCUUUUAUGGCAACGAUGGCUCACCUUCCUGGCAUCUCUUUGAAGCUACCAAUCGGAAUCUUCGCCGGGCUUACAUUGAUGGCUGCCAUAGGAACCUACUGGAUCCCGGAGACCAAGCUUGCACCGAUGCAUCAGACAAUCGAGGAGGCGGAGAGCGCGAAGGAUUAUUAUGGGAUGCCGUGCUGUGGAAACUCAAGGGUCGAAUCACGGGUCGAGACCAAAAUUACCGGCGAAGAUUUGACAGAUAUUAAGUCAGUAUCCAUGGAUACAAGAUUAUAAAAAGAUAGUUUUAUACACAAAGCUAUAGAUAUUAUAUUUUCCAAGUUAUAUACUAAGCUGUAUCUAUUCAAAGUUUAUAUACAUUCAUUAUUUUCAACAAAAUUAGACAGUCGAUCCCACUUAUGGUGGUGAGUUAUUUGUGUACAUCAGUUUCCAUAAAUACAAGACUAUAAAAGAUAUUGUCUUUUCCAAGUUAUAUACUAAGCUGUAUCUAUUCAAAGUUUAUAUACAUUCAAUAUUUUCAACAAAAUUAGACAGUCGAUCCCACUAACGGUGUCCAAGACGAGGAACGUGGAACGAGGAAGGUCAUGCAAAUCCAACCGGUAAUUCUCUGAUGUUCUAGUUGGCAAACUUUCUAAAAAGUUUGAAUGGUGGCCACGGUAGCGCGUGUCGCACGGUAAUGGGUCGCUUUCUAUUUUGUGUUGUUUUUUACAAUUUGCAAAGAAUUUUUUUUUGGUUUUAUUGCUAGUUUGGAAAAAAAGAACAGAAGUUUUACCAAUAUUGUAUGUGUUCCUGUAUUGGUCUGUUGCUUUUGUCUCGACCUGCGUCUAAACGUUUAUUGCGGUUUCUAAUAAAUUCUGAAAACUCUCGCCAUAAUUUCCAAAAUGAUAAAAUCCCUUCUUUUUUGAUGCGUCAAUUGAAUUUUGAGUUUUGUACCCUGUGAAUGGUCAAAGGAUUGUUGUGGGUUUGGACUAAUGGAAUCCAUUAGUCCAUUGGAAUCCAUUGCGACUCAUUCGCAGAUUUCACAAAACCGCAGUAAUCCAAUUGAUGACUCGUUCUGGCAUUGAUAUAGCUCGUCAUAAUUUUUUUUUUCCUCUGAGAAAAUUAAUAUUGAUUGUUUGAUUGAUUGUUAUAGAUGAUUGAUUAAUUGAAUAAAAGUCGGCCCUCUUUCCCAACAAAUAA